UCGCCAGCAGUUUCCUUUGCGAUUCCGUAACCUUCAUCGGCGGGUAUGUGGCCAUUGAAUUGGUCGAUGCAAGUUGAUCUAGGUACCCCUGGAAAUUCUCGACGCUCUGACGGCCCUUCGCUGAAUUGCAUGGCCAGCAGGACAUUUCAAUUUCCUGAUGUGGGUUGUCGUACGACAGGCAAAAUUUGACUCUCUCUUUGGAAGCCAUUUGAACGUCCACUGCUCCCGCCCGUAUGUUUCGGGCGAAUUUAACGGCUGUAUUCGUCAACGUUAUUUUCUUGUAGUUCCCGGAUACCGUCGCCCAAGGAAGCAGGAUAUCAUCCUCAAUCUCGUACUCCCAUUGAUGUUGCUUAGCUUAUCAAGCAUCAUCUUCGGCUUUUUGCUUCUUGCUUUCCGCUCCAGCAGGUUCCUCCUCACAAGCAAAUCCCUCGUCAUCAUCAAGCGACUGCGGGACUGGUACAGGUUCCCUUUUGCAUCGAUGAUUUCCUGUUCGUCAUGUCGAACGAUCCGCAAGACUGUGGUCCUGAAGGUGCUUGGAAGCCCCAUCGUUGCAAGAAAUUCGGGGCACCCUGCUUCUCCGACGUGCCGUUUCGGUGCGACUUCUCGUUACGAUACUUCGUCACUUUUUUGCGAAUCUCCUCCAUGAUUUGAGCAGGUGUGCGAGCCGCACGGCGGGUCCCGCAGUCAGCCCAUGAAAUCUGUCUGAUAUCAACUCCAACCAUACGCUGGUGUGUACCCACCCCAACACGAGCCCAGCCGCUCCCCACGAAAGCAACAAAAUGCUCAGAACCUGCCACUUCGGCUCCCCUCUCCACAGCGCCUGUGGCACGCCCAGCAGCUGAACAUCCACCUUCUCCCCCGCCGCCAAUGACGCCGAAAGCAGGCGGACCAUGGUGAGAAACCCGACGGACC
Molecule: messenger RNA, 912 nt
Organism: Fimicolochytrium jonesii
Lineage: Eukaryota; Fungi; Chytridiomycota; Chytridiomycetes; Spizellomycetales; Powellomycetaceae
Exons: 1
Coding region: 158-646 (162 amino acids)
Source: RefSeq, a predicted model, not a curated record